Eurytemora carolleeae is the source of this 971-nucleotide messenger RNA. RefSeq names its product chymotrypsin-like protease CTRL-1. The transcript is spliced from 14 exons. Gene Ontology annotation, molecular function: serine-type endopeptidase activity. Gene Ontology annotation, biological process: proteolysis. Lineage: Eukaryota; Metazoa; Arthropoda; Copepoda; Calanoida; Temoridae. The record is from RefSeq and is a predicted model, not a curated record. The coding region runs from base 94 to 942 and encodes 282 amino acids.
UGCGUAGCAAGUGUUUUUAAACAAUGUUUAAAUAUUAGUAUUUUUCAUCAACAGAUCAAUACGGUGUGGACCAGGAUAAGUUGGAGUGUCACCAUGCAGGGAUUCGGACUUAUUGGGUUGAGUUUGAUAGGUCUUAGUAUCGGGUGUAAUCAGCCACCAACAACGUUAACAACAACAACACCUGCUGGACCAACUAUACCUGUUUCCCAGUGCAAGUGUGGACAGGCUAAUGUUAUAAGAACUAAGAUUGUAGGAGGACAGGAAACAGAGAAAAAUGAGUAUCCUUGGCAGGUUGCUUUACUGAAAAGUCAAGAGCCAUCAUCAACAAAUAAACCUUAUUGUGCAGGAAGCUUGAUUAGCAAUCAGGAGGUGCUGACUGCUGCCCAAUGUUUAAUUAGAUCAACCAUAUAUGUUGCGUUAGGUGAACAUGAUACUAAUGAUCCUAACGAUGGGCAGAAGAUUGUAAAAGUAUGUAGUAGCACCAAACAUCCCAGCUACAGGUAUAAUGGAAACAAUGAUUUUGAUUAUGCUAUUCUGAAACUCUGUGAUUCACCAGUCACUUUUACAAAGGAGAUAUCCCCUGUUUGUCUACCAACUGCUAACAGUCUAGGGACUCAGUAUGAAAAUGUUGAUGCUAUUGUUUCUGGUUGGGGUACUACGAGUUCUGGCUAUGGGGGAAUUCAAUCAUCAACACUUUUAGAUGUGACGGUGACAACUAUGAACAAUAGCCAGUGUAAAACUAGUUACGAGAAGUUUACGAUUACUGAUAAUAUGAUCUGUGCUGCAGCUACCGGGAAAGAUGCAUGUAAAGGAGAUUCUGGAGGCCCACUGAUUAGGAAAGAGAGUAAUGCUGCAUAUACUUUGAUAGGAAUUGUAUCAUGGGGAUUGGAAUGCGCUCAGGUAAAUAUUAAGAAUUGGCAUCAAGGAGGACACGAAUCAUAAAUCCUAAAAAAGCUGAUAAGUUAAAAAUU